This is a messenger RNA of Gigantopelta aegis, 15392 nucleotides long. Its product is annotated as heparan sulfate glucosamine 3-O-sulfotransferase 1-like. Gene Ontology annotation, molecular function: [heparan sulfate]-glucosamine 3-sulfotransferase activity. The transcript is spliced from 2 exons. The record is from RefSeq and is a predicted model, not a curated record. Lineage: Eukaryota; Metazoa; Mollusca; Gastropoda; Neomphalida; Peltospiridae. The coding region runs from base 127 to 1500 and encodes 457 amino acids.
AGGAAAUUGACCAACGCACUUGAUGAACAUGCAUUUCCGGGAUGAGCGAAAAAUAGCCAUGUAAAUGUCCUCGAUAUUAUUUACUUUUAAGCAGUUUGAAUGGAAGAAAGGUUUUAAUGAAUAGCUAUGCUGAAAAGGCUAGCUGGAUACUCUCCAAUUUCAUUUACCGAUGAUCACAAGGUAGUGAAGAGCCACUGUUCGUGUUUUCAUUUGAAACUGAAAUGCUUCUUUCUGAUUGGUGCUCUGCUUCUGACCAUCAUCCUGUUGUCAUGGUUGUCAUACUCCAGCCAUGGUGCGAGACCGUCUGCUCGCCCAGGAACUCUUCAACUUGGAGAAAGAGUUGGUCAUCAGCAUCAUCAUGGCUCUGUGGUUACCAUACCACAGAAAGGAAGUGGACCUUCCAACAGACUUCUGGAUGAUUUUAACGGCUCCAAGAAAAAGCUGCUACUACUACCAAAAGAAGGCAGCGAAGACAGGCAUGAUGCCUCUAAGGCUUUGAUAUCGAGCAUAGAAACAGAAGUAAAACAAGGAGUAGAAGAUCUGGAUAAAAAUGCUCAUCAUCUGAGCCAUAAUUAUCAUCAUAAUACUGACGUACCAGUGGAUGAAACUGGUUCGAAAGGAAAGAGUGAUGACUACUAUGACGAAGGAGAUAACAAGAACGUAGAUGAAGAUUAUGAUGAUGCUGAAAAGCACACUGGUCUUCUGAAGCCUCGGCUUCCAAAAUGCAUCUUGAUCGGAGUCUCCAAAGCCGGCACAUCAGCGCUGCUGUUCUUUCUGAACAUGCACCCAAAGAUUCGCAUUUCACAGAAAGAAGUUCAUUACUUUGAUCUAAUGCAGUACUAUGAUCAAGGGCUCAAAUGGUACAAGGAGCAAAUGCCUCCAUCCUAUGCCGAUCAGAUCACCAUUGAAAAGACACCGUCUUACUUCGUCUCCUUCAAAGUGCCGAGCAGAAUCCACAGAACGGACAGCUCGAUGAAGCUGAUGGUGAUCGUGAGGGAGCCGGUGAGUCGUGCUAUCUCACAGUAUCUACUGAUGAGGAAGAGGUCCGACCGACACAACCUGCCGUUCCCGUCAUUCGAAUCCCUGGCCAUCAACCCACUGACUGGCAACGUCAACAGGACCUUCAAGGCAGUGCGGAGCUCGGUAUACUAUGACUACAUGUUUCACUGGCUUCAGUAUUUCCCCAGGGAUCAGAUCCUCAUAGUUGACGGCGAUAAUUUCAGGAAGGUGCCAUGGGAAGAGAUCAGCAAAGUGGAAUCCUUUCUUGGUGUCGACCAUCUGCUGAGUAAGGAACAAUUUGUUUGGAAUGAUGUGAAGCACUUUUACUGUUAUAUGAUGGAUUCGGGUGAAAAAAACUGUCUCCCAGAAUACAAAGGACGGAAGCAUCCGACUAUUGAUCCACAAGUUAUUCAGAAGCUCAAGGAUUAUUAUCGACCAAUGAAUGAAAAGUUCUAUAGGUUGGUAGGUCAAAGAUUUGACUGGGAUCAAAACACAAUUUAGUUACUGUCACUGCAGACCUCAGACAAUUGAAAGUUUGCUGUGUAACCAUUUAUGGGUUACAUCCGAAAAAAUUACAGGUAAUCCAUUUUAUUGGAAGACCGUUUACAAGCAUGUACACAUAUAUAUGAUGUCCUACAUACCAGGGAUUUAUCCAGGCAGUCUGUUGUACCGAACAUAGGCCCCUUCCCAAAAGCACGGAAAAUUCCCAAUUUGAUAUGUAACUAUUUUUCUACUUAUGUCUCUUCUGAUAAAUUAAUUUAACAAUGGUGCAUUGCAUCAUUCGAUGACCUAACAAAUUAUGAAUAAAUUGUGCUACUUUUCCCAAUGCCAUCAGACAUGGGACCAUGGUGAGAAAUCCUGGAUAAAUUCCUGCGUAUAAUAAUGUACUUAAUGAAAAAUGGGUGAACCCAAAACGAGACUUGUGCAGUAGCCAGACGAACAAACCGAUUGUCCUUGCAAUUUUCAGAGGCGUGCACUGGAUAUUUCAUUUACAUGUAACACCAUGUGAUGGAGAGAUGAAAUCUUUAUUUAUUUGCAUUUUUCACCAUUUAAGGAAAUACCUUGUAUGUGUAUUUGGCAGCAUUCUUCAAAGGUAACACAAAAUUAAUUGUAAAAGCAUUGCUGAAACAUUGUCAAGUGUAUAAAUUAUUUUACAAAUAUAUGAUGUUAAAUAUAUUUGAUAAUAACGCACAUUUAAUGGUGACACCAUAUGUUACCAUUUUAAAUUAUUUUGUUUGGUUAAGAAAAACGUAAUGUAAUGAUUAUCUAACAAAAUCUAUUGUUAAAAAUCUUUUGCCUAUGUACUUUAUGUUUUAAACAGGCACUAAUCUAGCAGGUGAACUGGCACUCUUUUUCUUUUGACUGAAAGUUAGGUCAAGAUGCCAUGUAGUUAGCAGUAGUGAGAAGUCGAAAACGCCAUUUUUGAACCUCAUUCAAUUUCAAACAGAAAAAUACACAGCAAAUGUUAAGACACUGACUUGUUUAUUGACACAGCUCACUUUAUCUUCCUGGUCGGUCCCUUGUUGGACUUUGACAACAGACUAGACAGCAAUGCAUGUCAUGACCCAUCAAGUGUUCAGUUCUCGGCUGGAUUAAUUUCAAUAAUGUCAGAAAAUACUAGUACUUGUUACUUUUAUUUUAAUAUAACAAUGGAAUGUUGAAUAUUUAAUGUUAACAAGUUUUUUUAAUGGAAAUAUUCAGCUUUUUCGUUUAAAAUUUACCGAAAGUAGUAUUUCAUAUUACAAUAUUUUCUAAAUGAAUUCGAAACAUGACAAAACACUACAGCAGGUACUGAUAAAUGUUUACUCACCCAUUUUUAAUUGAAUUUCUCCCCAUUCUUCUGGAAAGAGAGUUCUAGGUCACUUCUACAUGUACGUUUUCAAUCCUAGAUUAUUGCCUGUUUAAGAAAGUACUGCAAUUUUAGCAUUAUUUUUUUUCUGUUAAAUUUACUUCUUUAUCAUAUUUGGUAUUAAAUAAAUGACAACAGCAUCAUCAAAAAACGGUUAAUCAAAAUUAUUAAUUUAACAGAGGAUAAUAUUUCUGUUGGAUUAUUAUUUUAUAUUACUUUUUACUUAAACCUAUUGAACAUUUUGUACUUGAUGAAUAUUAAAAUAAAAGAUAGGGUAGUAUUUAAAAAACCCCAAAACAUUUUGUCAUGCAUGAUGACAACUUUCAUUUCAUCUAAAAUCAAAUGAGCAAUUGUUUACCUUGCAAAACAUUCCACAUACAUAAUCUGUUUAUAAUCUUAUCCAUAGUAUUUUGGGGGUCUGUAUUUAUCAGUACAAAUUAAUUUAUGUAUAUUACUUGUUUGAGCAUAUAUUUAAAAUAUUUAAAUUAAGUAACAGAAAGCUUGUUCACUGCUGAUUUCGUAAUUUGUGGGUUAAUUUUUGAUUGGCUGUUUGGUUACAAUAGCAACUGCAGUGUGAUUACAAAUCAUGAAAUAAUACUUGUCCAUGCAUAUGGUAAUUAUAUUGCUUUAAUAUAGUUUGGUUAAAUGCACAAGUUUUUUUUUCAUAUUUCUAAAAUCUACAUGCUUGUCUCUAUGAGAAUUAUUUUGCUUCAUACAUACUAAAAAAAAAUGUAGAUUUUUUUUCUUCAGAAUUCUGGAUUGUAGUUUAACCUGAAAACUGUUGGUCCUGCCCUGGAAUGUCAUUUAACAAAUGAAGUAGUCAUUACCAAACACGAUAUGCAUUUUUGUUUCAAAUUAUGGAGUUAGUAGUGAAGGUACGUAUAUGUGUACUUAUAACUUAGUACAACUCUGCAAUAGGACAAUAGUUUUUAUCAAUUAAUAUAAUAUACUUUAAUGGAUAUUUUUCUUGUUUUGGAAAUGAGGUCUUCAAAUGUUAAUUAUCUUUUACUUCCCAUUUCUUUACAUACACAGGUAUGCAGAGUUGUCAUAUAAAAUUUAAAAAAAGAGUAAAAUAAAUGGACAUACAAUUGUAUCUUUUCUUGUCCACAUUAGUCCAUGACCACAUAAAGCUUUGUUUUUAGUUUUCUAAAUACAAUAUGUAAUGUAUAUUUUGAAUCAAGUAACCGUGUCCACUAUUAUCUGUAUGUGAAGUUGUAAUGGUUUGUGAAUUACAUGGGGAGGGGUGGGGGGGGGGGGGGGGAAACAACAAUGCAAAUUGUGUACAAUUGUUCCUAAAAUCUGUGAUAUGUAAUUGAGCACAACACAUCACAUUUUUUGUGACUAUUGUACCUUUUAGGCUUUGUGUUUAAAUGCUUAGCAUACUAUGUAACUCCAUGGUCAUGUACAAUGUAUGUUUAUGUAUGUUGUGAUUUUUUAUUGUUACAGUUGACAUUUUAACCACAAAACCCCCCAACAAAAAUGGCUGGUCCAUGUUUCUUCUUUUUCAUUUUCAUAAAGAAUUAUAGGUGUUAAUAUAUUGUACAUGCAUUUUUAAUACUUGUCCACUAAUGGUCAGCAUUUUUAUUUUGUUAACGUUUCAGAACAUUUUGCUAUCUUUCUACAAUUUUUUUCUGUUGUGUUGGAGUUUGUGUAUGGAAUAUAAGUGUGUAUACUAAAUUGAACUCCACUGAAAAUGCACCACCUAAUUUUAAGUUGUUAUUGCUAUCACAUCAGUGCCAGAAAGAAAUUGUUGGGUAUGGCGCUAUGGAAUUGAAUGCAACCACAGUCAACUGAGGGUAUGGGGGACUUCACCCAGAAAGAAAAUGGGUUACGUUUAGGCUUAUGGUUAAGAAAAUCAUACAGUAAUGAUACAAGUAAUUCAUUUUGUUGAAGGGUUAACUUAAAAAAUAAAAUCUGCAAAAAAAGUUGGGUAUGGUGCCAUACCCGUUUUACUCUCUGGCAGAAAGCCUGCACAUAUAUGUUGCUAUAAAACACAAUAACCUUAAAACCGUGUAUACAAUUUUUGUUUUAUUUAUUGCUAUCAUGUGUGUUGCUAUAAAACACAAUAACCUUAAACCGUGUAUACAAUUUUGGGUUAUUUAUUGCUAUCACAUGUGUUGCUAUAAAAAACACAAUAACUUUAAACCAUGUAUACAAUUUUUGGGUUAUUUAUUGCUAUCAUGUGUGUUGCUGUAAAACAUAAUAACCUUAAACCGUGUAUACAAUUUUGGGGUUAUUUAUUGCUAUCACGUGUGUGUUGCUGUAAAACACAAUAACCUUAAAAUUUGUAUACAAUUUUUUGGUUAUUUAUUGCUAUUACAUACAUGUGUGUUGCUAUAAAACACAAUAACCUAAAACCAUGUAUACAAUUUUGGGUUAUUUAUUGCUAUCACAUGUGUUGCUAUAAAACACACAAUAACCCUGAACCUUGUGUACAAUUUUUGGGUUAUUUAUUGCCUACCACUAGUAUUGACCAAUAGAAAAGUAUAGUUUCGGUUUAUACUCCUUAAAAUGUUUUUCUUCCAAAAAUAUAUAUUAACCAUAUUAUUGAAGCGCUAAAGCCCCUACCCUUAUCUUCACUAUACCAUCCCCAUUGGUAUCUGUGUGUAUGCAGUGAUAGAAAUAAGAAGAAUAUUUUUACUAGUCCACUGUCAAAUACAUAGAUCUAGAAAUUUACUUGUCCUCCAAUAUUUUCACUUGUCCAAAUACAUGGUUUGUUUUAUUCAAGUACCAGGAUGAUGUUUGUGAUUGCUCAAAAUGAAACUGCACUGAAAUUUUGUACUUGUCCACUAUACAUCCACCUAGGCACAUUUUGCUUGUCUGAAUAAUUGUCACUUGUUGAAACAAAUGGACAAGUGCUUAUUUUGAAUACUGGUAUGUGUACAGCAUUUAAUUCACAAAUUUUCUCUUGGCAUUUGCUAUAUGUACAGAAUCAACAAGAUUAGAAUUUUUCAUUUAUUUGUUAUUUUAACUUUAAUAGCAGUAAGAAUGACAAACAAUAUUUCAGGUGUAUAUAUUUAGUACUACUGAUAAGAAUAUGAUGACCUACUACUGAAACAAAAUAUCAUAUAUAUAUGUAUAUCAUGACCUUCAUAAUGUUUGAAUUUGUUUUAUUGAUGGAAUGUUUUAAUUAAAAAAACACCAAAAAAACACAUAACAUACUUAAAGAGUUCAGGUUAUUUGCCCUAAGUAUUUUGAAAGCUGGACACUGGGAGAAGGAAAUAUUUUUUAACCAAUUUUUAAGCUGUCAUUUUAGAAACAUUUUAGCACUUUAGAUAAAUUUUCUAUAAUAUUACCAUUUUAUUUAUAUACCACUAGUAUGUCAUAUUGCAUCCAUUAAAAAUACACAUAUAUAUACACACAUACACAUACACAUACACAUACAUAGAUAUAUAUAUAUAUAUAUAUAUAUAUAAAAAAUUGGCAACUACCAUGUAAUAUUAUAAGUUGUCAGGAAGUGAGAUGACUACCUCGUGAAGUUUUUAGUCACUAUUUUGUUACUUUAUAUUAUACACAUGAACACCAAACCAUGAACAAAAAUAUGUUAGUGAGAUAGUUUAAGUAAGUAAAAUUAAUACUGUGACUUAGUACAGUAUGUUUAUUGCCAAAUGAAUGGGUGGAUAUUGAAAUCAGACAUAAGAUAUUUUUGUUUUUCUACAGAUAACUAAUUUAGUAAUUUAAUGAUUCAAAAUAAUUUACUCUAAUGUCAUUUUAAUUUUAUUAGCUGGUGGGUUUAAAAAAGAGAAAAGAAAAACGUUUUAUAGUUAUGCUUAUGACUGAAAAAGGAUGAAAUAAUUUUCGUAUUAAUGUUAAUAAAAACAUUGAUUACUCCGUGAACUGUGUUUAUUAGCAAAGUACAUGUCUAUUUCUAUCUCGCCACUGACAGUAAACUCACAGUGUUUAUUUUACUUCGUGUUGUACAUAUUUUUGUUUCUGUCUUCCAAGGACUUGCUCACAUAUUUUACAUGCUCAUCAAAUUUUUUUGCAUCUUUAAUUGUCAGUGUAUGUGUGUAUAUGUGUGCUUUGAAGUUUGUGGCAUGAACAGGACUAUUCAGCAAUUACAUAAUGUAAAAAUAAUUAUUUUUAUUCCCUCCAAUGGCAACCCUAUUUUAAAAAAAAAAUCUUGCCUUCCAGAUACCUCGGCUAAAAUCUUAAUUUCUCCCUCAUGUUUUUGUAUUGAAGCCAUAACCCAUCCAUCCCAAGGGUGCUAAUUCUAUGUAAUUGUUGAACAGGCCAUUGUGUAUUGGGAUGGUUUCAGGUCCUUUGGUGCCAGUUGUUUACUAUUGUUUUACACUGUUUGUACAUGAAACCGUUAUUAUUUAGCAACAUGUGCAUUUCAUUUAUAAACAUAAUAAAUAAAGCUUCUUUUUUAUUAUUAUUAAAAAGAGAUACAAUUUUUUGGCAUUGUAAUAUUCUUUUCUUGAUACAAAAUGUUUAGAUCUGAAUUUAUGAAGCCUGUUUAUAAAAGCAGAUGUUUAAGCAUGUAAGACAAAAACAGGCUUUGUACAUUUGGCCCGUGAUGUUUGAAGACUUUUAAAUAUGCUUUUAAAUUGACUACUUAAUUUCUGUGUAGAAGACGAAGAGUUUUUUUUGAUUAUAGGAUAAACAUUUUAAAGCAUGCACCAUACAUGUACCUGUAUAUAUAAGUAGCUGAAUGGCAGAGUAUUUGCCUGAUGUCCGAGGUAGACCUGAAUAUUUGGGGUUUUUUUUCCCCCUCAGUUGGUUCCCUACAACUUGCAUGUCAAAGGCUGUGUAUGUGCUCUCAUGUUUAUGGAAAAUACAUAUAAAAGAUCCCUUGCUCAAUGUAUUUGUUAGGUGGUCUUGAUGAAGUGAUAAUUAAGGCUUGUAGGUACCAGCAAGAGAGCAUCAGCAACCCGGUCAGGGUCGGUAGCGGGCGGAAGCUUCACAUUUGUAGCAACAGAUCUUUGAUAUGCACUUUCCACACAGACAAGACAGCACAGACCACACCCUUUGAUAUACCAGUCAUGGGACACUGGUUGGGAUAGAGUUUGCCAUCCCAAUGGGUCUGCGGAGAUGGUUAAAUCCAAACACUUGUAGCUGUAUUCUGAAAGUUGCUGAAAUGUUAAAAUUCUUUUCUGCACUAUACAGUGCCAGGUGCACAAGUGUAAACUAUGCAGUGCAAGCUUGUUUAAGCUGCCGGCAAACAUUCUAAGUUUGUUUAAGCAGGUGAGUGGUUACAUGCAUGGAAUACUAGACUUGUUCCAUGUUAGUACCGUACAGUUUGAUAUUGAAACAGGGUUAAUACAGGUAUUGUUGCAUACAUGUACUCUACAUGUACUUUUUUGUUAAUUAUGAGAUAACAUUGUACAAUGUUUCACAUGAGCCAUUGUUCUGUUGGUGUAUCACUUACACAACUUUAAAUUUAUUUAAACUGCUAGUCAGUUAUGCAGUGAACUAUUACACAUUCGGAAAGUAAAAGUUGCAAACUUCAGAAGUUACCCAAUUUAAAUGCAAUUUUGGGAUAAUUGAUUAGGUCACACAAAUAUAAUGUAUGUAAUCAUACAUUGGUUACCUACAAUUUUUAAAUAUUGUCCUCUAUGGUAAACUACCCUCUCCCUUCAAAUUCCUAAAUACUAGUAUUGUAUUUAGCAGAUCUGUGUAUAUUAAAAUGUUUAAAUACUUAGCACACCAAACUCUCAACAUCAAGGACUUGGUGAACUACUGCUUUAAGCAUCAUUAAUCAUUAACAGUUUUGCAAUACAUGGAUAUACAUGUUUGGUACUUGAUAUUGAGAGGCAAUCAGUAUAGUACUUGGGAAAUACAUGUAAUACUUGACCCUGUAUUCCAUGUGUAAAGUUAAACAAAAUUGUUUUUGUUUUGAGAUAUUUUAUUGAUCAAAAAAGAAUCAAAAGGAUUGCACAACAGGCAUGUUAAUGCGUGUACUCAAGUUGUUGGGAUUUAAAAAAAAAAAAAAAUUCUUUCUGUUUUUUUAAAGUUAAAUUGUAGAUUUAAAUAAUUUGGCCAUGAGAGAGUGGAAUUUUUCAUAAUGAAUUUGUAUAAAUUCACAUUCAGUUCUUUUGUUUAUCAUUUACAUAUGUAAAUAAUUUACUGUUGUGAGUGAAUAGUCAGUGUUUUUCUCCCAUGCUAAUACCAGGUCCCAUAAAUACUGUGGGAAAAUUAACUUUUUUACCAGAAAUAAUACCCCCCAAAAAAGAAGGAAAACAAAAAAAGGAAGACAGCCUAGGACAACAUGGUUGAACCUUUAUUGGUAAUACAGUCAAACUUCUCUAAACUGGACACCCAUGAGACCAAGUAAAAAUGCCAGUAUAAAGGGGUACCCAGUGUAAAGAGGUUAUGUUCUGUACUGAUUUAUUGAGUGAAAACAUUUUAUUGCAUAAACAACCAAAGGAUUGGGCACAAUUUGCCAACCUACUAGGCCCUCUCCUGUACUGAUAUUUAUAAAAAGUAUGUGAAAAACAUCUGGUUAUGAGGGAAUUCCAGCACUCGAUAUUAAAUUAGUUUACUUGCAGCCAUUCAUUUGUUAUUAACAUAUGUAGACUUUUGUUAUGUACAUAUAUAUAAUGAUAAACGACACAAGCAGAUUGGUUAUUGUGUGGAAAUGUACAUGGAUUUUGUUUGUAUUUAUUCUGAGAUUUAUUCUGUUCUCAUUUUUUAUCCACAUACUCCCAGGUGGAGUUAACUAAUUUAUGUAAUGUCCAAUAAGCUUUAACUUGAUGUCGUGAUUAGUUCGUUAUGGUGUAUAUUUUGAAUAUGUGUUUACAUGUAUUUUCAUAUGUUCAUUAUGAGAUUUAUGAGAUGUAUUUUCGUCUUCGUACUACUUAAAUUACAGUAAUGAUAACAUUUAAGAAAUUGGCCUUCUGAAAAGUAAAUAUACUGACAAAAGAAACUUACAUACGUACAUUAAUUUUGAAUAAUUUGAUAAAUAUUGCUGCUAAUUGAAAAUAAUUUUUUUAGAAACCACCAUACAAACACUUUGCAUAUAUCAUAAAGAGCAUUGUGACGUUUAGGUGUUAAAUUUCAUGAUACUUUCAUAUCCCUUUGGACAGUUUAUUGGGUUUUUUAUAAUACAAGUUCAAGCCUUGUAAAGUUUAAUUUGUAUGUCAGUAUUGUUUAAAAAAUAUUUCUUCAACUAUGUAUAUUGAAACUACACAUAUUUUGUACACAGAUGGAGAGUUAUAACUAGUAAUAGAACUAACAAAUUGUAAAAUAUAAACUGCAUUUGGGCCAUUAGAAUUCAGAGCCAACUGUUGCUUUGUUCUUGUGAUGGGCUAUUUUCUAUUUGCUUUAGAUGUCAAACUGGUUGGAGAAAUACCUUUGUUCAAACUGGUAGGAGAAAUACCUUCGUUCAAACUGGUAGGAGAAAUACCUUCGUUCAUACUGGUAGGAGAAAUACCUUUGUUCAAACUGGUUGCAGAAAUACCGUUGCAGAAAUACCUUUGUUCAAACUGGUUGCAGAAAUACCGUUGUUCAAACUGGUUGCAGAAAUACCUUUGUUCAAACUGGUUGCAGAAAUACCUUAGUUCAAACUGGUUGCAGAAAUACUUUUGUUCAUUAACAAUAUGUAACAAUGUUAACAUUAAAUAAUACAGUUGUUAAAAAAAGAUGACAAAAUUUUGUUUAUUAAAGCAGUUGCUGUGCUUUUAUUUCUGCAUUAGUAAAAUAUUUUGUAAGGUGGAGAGGUGAGAGUGCAGCUUCAAAUGUUUUUUCUCUUUUUUUCUUCAAAAAAGAAGAAAAAAUGUUGGUUGCAGGUAAAGGUAAGAUAUAGACUGACAAGUUAAAAUGCUGUUUAGUGUCCUGCAAAUUAUAAACUGUCCCAUAUAAUAAGAAGGCCCAAUAAAACACAUGUACAUUAUAAUUUAUAACUUACUGUAUUAAUAGACCUCUAUAUUUGUGGCAUACGGUAUAUAUCUGGUAGUGGUGGUCAGUUAAAUGUAGAUCAUUUAUAACUAUUAGAAACUAUUUAUGUACAGUAUUUAUAUUUCUUUGGUAAAUGUUUGUAAAACAUCUGAGAUUUUUUGGAUUUGGUUGUUAGUUCCAUUUUAAACUUUCUAUGUAUCUAUUUUCAGAUUCUAUUGUGUUUUAAUCAAAAGUGUUUUGCAAUGUUCGUAUAUUGGUAAUUUAGUGUUCACAGGUGACUAUAUUCUUGUGCUAUACCCUUUUUUGUCAUUGAUAUUUAGGCAAGUUGAUAAUGAGUUAAAUUUAUUAUGUGUAUAUUUACUGGUAAUGCUUUAAUUGGAGAAUUAUUUUGAAGGUUACUGAUAUUUUGUUAUGACAAACAAGAGCUUUAUUGAAAUAAUUGUUAUUGACUUAAAUUAGUUAAAAUACCUCAUCUGUGACAUUGUUUAGGUGAAUUCAUUAACAUCCACAAAUGUCACAAAGUUGUUUAGAAUGUAAUUCAUUACUAUUGCUGAGAUCAGAAAAUAGUGUGUGGAUUCUUUUAGCAGGUUAUCAAAAGUGAUAUCAGGGGUGCAGAAAGUACUUGCCUGCUCGCCAAAUGCGAGUAAAUAUUCUCACGGAGGAGUUAAAAAAUGCAACUAUAUGUCCGACAGGCGAUCUGUCUUUUUCUGACAGUAUUUUGUUUUUAUUUUAUAAAUUUAGAAUUUUAUAAAUCUAUAUGGAAGAACUGUGAAAAACAGUCUUUAUUAGGAUAUUUCAAAAUCUAUAUAAUCAUUUGAUGUGAAGACAGUGCAUAUUAUAAUAUUAUUAAACAUUAAUUAAUAUAUUGUUCUAUAGGCUGGCGGACUAGUAAAUUUAAGUUGUUGCUGGUCUGGCAGGCUAGUGAAAUAUUUUUCAUUUCUGUACCCCUGGAUAGAGAAUAUUUUCAAUGGACAUUAUACAUUGUCAUUUAUCUUUUAACUCGCUGUCAUUCAUUAUAUAUUUUUAAAGGAGUUAUAAGAUGUAUGUUUAUUGACUUAAGCUAGGAAUCCAUGUGUACGUUUGUGGGUGUGAUGUGUAAUGCCUGAUGUGUAUUAGAGUAAUCACUAAGGAGUUUGGGAAUUAAUGCAUUGUGCAUUUAAACACACAUCACACAUUGCGUACAUAUGGAAGCACUUGAAUUGAUUUCUGUAUAAACUGUUGUUUAUGUACUACAUACACAUGGAUUCUUUGUUUAAUGCUUAUAAUAUAAUUUAUGUUUGAACCAAACACCAUGCCAACCUCCAGACAGAAUGAUUUGAAAGCAUGAGUACAUAAUAAAUAGCUCAAAUUAACUAGUCAGAGAUUAUUUUGUGAUUCAUAAAUAAUUUUAGAUAACAUGUUUUUUUUAAAGUGAUAUUUUACAUACAUAAACUAGUACAUAUCACAUUAUUUUUGAUAUUCAGAAAUCAAAAUCUUUUAACUGCAAUUUUGGCUAUACACAGUACAAGAUUUUGACUCCCGAACGACUCCCGAAUGUUUUUAAGUCAUACACAUUGUUCUUUGAUUUUAAUGUUUGUAGUGUAGUCUCGUUGAACAGUUUGUGUAAUAUUCUGUGCCAUAUAUAGCUUGGGUCACAAAUAAUUAUUCGUUUGUCAUCGCUGAUCACAUAUACAUGUAUGUUAGGUGCUAAUGUCGGUGUCAGACCAUCACAUAGGUGGCUGUAGUUGUCUAUUUAUUUGUACUGCUAGAGACAGAUUUUUAUGACGAGAGUGUGGCAUGGCUAGGACUAGGAGGUGUGUUUCAUCACUAACAAAGAGUUUCAGAUGCCCCACAAUGUACACCGACUAAAGCCUAUGUUUAUAGAACAUUAAAGAUAGAUUCAAGAUAGAAAGAAAGAAAUGUUUUAUUUAACGACGCACUCAACACAUUUUAUUGACAGUUAUAUGGCAUCAGACAUAUGGUUAAGGACCACACAGAUAUUGAGAGAGGAAACCCGCUGUCGCCACUUCAUGGGCUACUCUUUUUGAUUAGCAGCAAGGGAUCUUUUAUAUGCACCAUCCCACAGACAGGGUAGUACAUACCACAGCCCUUGAUAUACCAGUUGUUGUAUAUCAAAGUAUGUAGUAUGGAAUAUAGGGAACUAUAUUAACGUGCUCACAUCCUUUCGGUUCAGGCACGCCCACCAUGGACUUGGGUUCUGACUUCGCCAGCCAUCGAUUCCCCCACCAUGGUGCAUAUAAAAGAUCCCUUGCUACUAAUGGAAACAUGUAGCAGGUUUUCUCUCCAAUGUUAGACAUCCAAUAGCCAAUUUUUAAUAAUCAAUGUACUCUGGUAGUAUUGUUAAACAAAGCAAACUUUAACUGUUACACUAAUCUACAUGUAUGUGCUUCUGACACUACCCUGCACACCACAGACACUGUUGUCUGCCGUGGUGGUAAACAAAUGAUUAAAAUCUUUUAAUCUUAUUCAGAUAGUUUUUGUUAUUUCACAGCUGCUUACUCUUUCUUUUCUUUUAUAUCUUUCCUUUUUCAAACAGUUGAUGACAAUCAGAUAAUACUUUUUUUUUUUGUGGCCUCAUAUUUGUGCUAUAAAUAUUGUCUUUGUUGAUGUGUUGUGAUUCUGUCGAUAAUGGAUCUGUUAUUGAUUGAAAACUGAAUCAAAUGUUUAUUUAAUGAUUUUUUUCUAACAAAUUGAGUUAUUGUACUGUGAAUUCAUUUUUGUAGUUAGGCAAUGUUUAUAUAUUUGAUGUCAUUGUAACAGGUUGUUGGUACAUGUACUAAUAUUAAGGAGAUAUGAAAGCUGUACUGUUGUAUGUAUUACUGUGUAUGUAGGUGUUCAAGAGGAUUGUUUUCAAGUAGACAUGACAAAUUAAGGAUGUCUCAAAUUCAGGUCACAGUUUGGAGUGUAUUUUUUAUUUUAUGGUUUAAUACUUUUUCAAAAUGAACAAAAUCAGGAGUUAAUUAAUGAUCAAAUAUUUAGCAUCAUAUGUAGUAUGGACAUUUUAAGCUUUAUUUAAAAAAUAAAUAAAUUAUGUUUGAUUUUUUUAAAAUGUCCCAAAGGAUAUUUAUGCAGUGUUUUACCCCAGAUCAAUUUAAGCUUCUGAUUUACCAGUAAACUGUAUUUUAUUAUUUCACCAUCUCGCUCAACUUAUACCUUCAUUAAUUGUACCAGUAUCCAACAGUUGUUAAAUGCUUUGAAUAGAGAUUUAACCUUUUAGUAUUACAAUGUAGCUAUUCUUUACUCAAAAGGCUUAGAGUAAUAAUUCAAAGAUAAAAAAAAAAACACUUAAAAAAACAAACAUUAAAGAAACAUUUUGAUGUUUAAAAAUAAUUUUAUAUAUAUAUAGGUACUUAACGUUUGUCUGGAAAUGUAUCUUGGUUACUUUUUAACUAGAUGAUAGUGUUAUUGUAACUAUGCAAUGAUUAAAGUAUGUGGAGACAACCAUUGGCUGAAAAUUCUAAACCAAAAUGGCUGAAUUUAAAGGUGCUUUCUUAUGGUAAUGUUCAUAAGACAUGCUUAGUUAUUUUGACUACCUCAGAACCUUAUGUGUUCAGCUAAAAUUAAAAUUAGGAUGUUAUUAUGAUACAAACUCCACACAUACUAACUGUUAUUGCAAGACUCUAACAGACUCUAACAGACUGUACAUAUAGGUUAAAGGACAAUCAAAUGGAAUAAAGCCACAUACAAAAAAGGUUGAUGGGCAUCCUUUUUUUUCUUCUUCAAAAAAUGUGGGUGGGCAAGUGGAAUAUACGCUACACAGUGAGAAUUUCAUCAUAGGAAGUCUUUUUCCAGUGUUUUUAUUUUGAGAAGUUACAGUUAUGGGAAAAUGCUAUUUUCAGCAGUUUACUAGCAUGCCCUUAUUUCUAAGAAUGAUCUUAGUCAUAGCAGGGCCACAAUCAAAAUACAUACCUAGUUAAAAUAAUUCUUUUUGGAUGGGUGGGUGAUGAUGCUCACCAGCUUUUUUUUUUUUAAUGUGGUCUAAUGGACCAUACACAAAAUAUGUAUGCAAUAUAUUUUAACUUUUUUACUCACCCCUCCUGUUUAAGCAGCACUGUUGAACCAGGGUGGCUAAAAUGCAUCAUACUGUGGCAUUUUUUCAACAAAGAAAAUUAAUUUACCCUUGGUACAAGGUAUGUUUAAUGGCAAUGAAGGAAAAAUCAAAUUGUUUUAUAAAAACUGAGAUAAUUUGCACAAUUACGGCAUGUCAGAUUUCAACCUUUCCAGUUGGUUUGAGAUAUUUUCAUUUCAUUUCGUGCACAGGAUUUAAAAAAAUAAAAUUGCAAGUAUAUUUCGUGUAUGGUUCCUAAAACACAGUCUUUGAACUUCCUAGGGUGCCAAGGCACUAUAAAUAGCUUCAGCUACCAGCAUGCCAUUGAACAUUCCCAAACUUUUCUAUAGAAUCAUGGUAAUUGUUUUCUUAAUUUGGUUUUUUUUCUCUUUGAAAUCUGCAUUUUCAGAAGAGGGAUGGGUAUCAGCUUGUUGUGUUGGUCAACUAACAGUGUUUAUUGUUUGUGAAAUGGUUGUGGUACUAAAGUAAAGGUGUUCUGUUGUCAAGAAAACAGCAUUACAUUCACAGUUUGACUGACAUUUGCUUCUGUACUUACAUUUGUGCCAGUGUUUUUGACUUGUCACUGUUAUGUAUAUAUUGUUGCAUAUUGUUAAAUUUGAUCACUACAAAAAAACUAAAUAAAGAAAAGCAGAAAAA